UAUAUAUAUAUAUAUAUAUAUAUAAGAGGUUUCUAUUGCGGAGCACUGACGCUCUUUCCUCUGUUAUUUUUCUCAAGGCUUCUUCUCUGUUUCGUCGAUUUCAGUGAGUCGUAAUCGUACAGAAGGCGUUCGGCUAUUAGUUUGUGAACAUGGGGACCUCAGGAUUUUCGUGGAAAUUGCCGGAUCACCCAAAGCUCCAAAAGGGCAAGACCGUGGCCGUGGUGGUUUUGGAUGGCUGGGGCGAGGCCAAGCCCGAUCAGUACAACUGCAUCCAUGUGGCCGAAACUCCCACCAUGGAUUCCCUCAAACAGGGUGCUCCUGAGAAGUGGAGGUUGGUUAAGGCUCAUGGUAAGGCCGUAGGCCUUCCAACAGAGGAUGACAUGGGCAACAGUGAAGUUGGUCACAAUGCACUUGGGGCUGGUCGCAUCUUUGCCCAAGGUGCAAAGCUUGUUGACCUAGCUCUCGAGUCUGGAAAAAUUUAUGAAGGAGAAGGUUUUAAGUACAUAAAGGAAUGUUUUGAAAAUGGCACAUUGCAUCUCAUUGGCUUAUUGAGUGAUGGUGGAGUCCACUCCAGGCUUGAUCAGUUGCAGUUACUGCUUAAAGGAGCUAGUGAGCGUGGUGCAAAAAGAAUCCGUGUUCAUAUUCUUACAGAUGGCCGUGAUGUUUUGGAUGGUUCAAGUAUAGGAUUUCUUGAAACUCUUGAGAAUGACCUUGCAAAACUAUGUGAGAAGGGUGUUGAUGCACAGAUUGCAUCUGGUGGUGGUCGCAUGUAUGUCACAAUGGAUCGUUAUGAGAAUGACUGGGAUGUUGUCAAACGAGGAUGGGAUGCCCAAGUUCUUGGUGAAGCCCCUUACAAAUUUAGAAGUGCUAUUGAAGCUGUCAAGAAACUGAGGGUGGAGCUAAAAGUCAAUGACCAGUACUUGCCUCCAUUUGUUAUUGUUGAUGAGGAUGAGAAGCCUGUUGGUCCAAUAGUUGAUGGUGAUGCUGUGGUUACAAUCAACUUCCGAGCAGAUCGAAUGGUUAUGAUUGCUAAAGCACUUGAAUAUGAAAAUUUUGACAAGUUUGAUCGAGUUCGAUUCCCUAAAAUCCGUUAUGCUGGAAUGCUUGAAUAUGAUGGUGAGUUGAAGCUACCGAACCACUACCUUGUCGAACCUCCAGAGAUAGAGAGAACGUCUGGUGAAUAUCUAGUGCACAAUGGCAUCCGUACUUUUGCUUGCAGUGAGACUGUCAAAUUUGGUCAUGUCACUUUCUUCUGGAAUGGAAACCGCUCUGGAUGUUUCAAUCCAGAACUGGAGGAAUACGUGGAAAUUCCAAGUGAUAGUGGAAUUACAUUCAACGUCCAGCCAAAGAUGAAGGCAUUGGAGAUUGCUGAAAAAGCGAGAGAUGCUAUACUUGGCGGAAAAUUUGACCAGGUACGUGUUAACCUGCCAAAUAGUGACAUGGUGGGGCAUACAGGUGAUAUUAAGGCCACAGUUGUGGCUUGCAAGGCUGCUGAUGAGGCUGUCAAGAUGAUCCUUGAUGCAAUAGAGCAAGUGGGUGGAAUUUAUGUUGUUACUGCAGAUCAUGGGAAUGCUGAGGACAUGGUGAAGAGGAACAAGUCCGGGCAACCUCUUCUUGAUAAGAAUGGCAAUCUUCAAAUACUCACUUCUCACACCCUCCAACCAGUGCCAAUUGCAAUUGGAGGUCCUGGAUUGGCACCUGGUGUCAGGUUCCGCAACGAUGUUCCUGGUGGUGGGCUUGCCAAUGUUGCUGCAACUGUGAUAAAUCUCCAUGGGUUUGAGGCCCCUAAUGACUAUGAGCCGACCCUCAUUGAAGUCGUUGAUAACUAGGACAGUAUAAAGAAUGAGCUCUUUAAUGCCCCAAUUAAAAGAGCCGACCCUCAUCAAAUUCAGAAGGCCGUGGGGUACAGCACGCAAUCUUGAUAAAUAAGUUAAAUUUUCUUAUUUAUGUCACCAUUAUGGUGGCUUUAGUAUUUUGAAUCAACUUUUUGAUAGCUGUCUGUGGAGGUUGACAGAACAGGAUAUAGUCAAAAUGGAAUUUUUGUUUCAUAUUUUCUUCUUAAUCAUGAUUAUCGUCAUGAUGCGGCUGUUUAAUGUUUUAGAUUGGAUCGUUUUCAAGUGAAAAAUCUUGACAGACUUGAUCUAUUAUCAAUGCUUUAAUAUUUUGCACAUGGGCACUUGGGACUA
Alnus glutinosa is the source of this 2186-nucleotide messenger RNA. Its product is annotated as 2,3-bisphosphoglycerate-independent phosphoglycerate mutase. The record is from RefSeq and is a predicted model, not a curated record. NCBI's taxonomy places the organism in Eukaryota, Viridiplantae, Streptophyta, Magnoliopsida, Fagales, Betulaceae. The transcript has 10 exons. Gene Ontology annotation, cellular component: cytoplasm. Gene Ontology annotation, molecular function: manganese ion binding. Gene Ontology annotation, biological process: glucose catabolic process. The coding region runs from base 150 to 1829 and encodes 559 amino acids.